Cyprinodon tularosa is the source of this 1007-nucleotide messenger RNA. RefSeq names its product HAUS augmin-like complex, subunit 1 (gene haus1). Gene Ontology annotation, biological process: centrosome cycle; spindle assembly. NCBI's taxonomy places the organism in Eukaryota, Metazoa, Chordata, Actinopteri, Cyprinodontiformes, Cyprinodontidae. The transcript has 9 exons. Gene Ontology annotation, cellular component: cytosol; HAUS complex. The record is from RefSeq and is a predicted model, not a curated record. Bases 136 to 957 code for a protein of 273 amino acids.
CUUCUCAUUGGUUAAAACCCAGGAAGUUAGUUGGAGUAGCGCGAAAACCAUCCUUGUUUAUCCCGGGAGUUGCUUCAGCAUCAAAACAUUUAAUGUCGUUGAUGUUUUUAGGCUUUGCUUCACUUCCCUGCGAUCAUGAGUGACAAAAUAAAGAAGGUGAACAGCUGGUUGGGGGCGGUGUUCGGGGACCAGCCGGUGCCACAGUUCGAGGUGAACAGCAGAACAGUGGACAUACUGUACCAGUUGGCUCAGUCCAGUGAAGCCCGCUGCAGUGAUACUUCUCUGCUCAUAGAGGACUACAAGCAGAAAACAUCAGAGUAUCAGGCUGACGCUGCUCAUCUUCAGGAUGUCCUUCUACAAGGUGUCGGUCUCUCCGGGGCAAGCUUGUCAAAAGCAAGUGCAGACUACUUGUCUGCUCUGGUGGACAGUGCUAUGGUGCUGGGAGUGAGAGACACGUCACUGAGCAGCUUCAUGCCAGCGGUGAACAACCUCACCAGCGAGCUCUUGGAAGCUGAGAAGUCAAACAGAAGACUCGAGCGAGAACUCAGGGUGCUCCGGAAAAGGCUCGGUGCCACUCUGGUGCUGCGGGGAAACCUACAAGAAGAUAUCGACAAGACUACCAAAUCUCAGGCAGUGGAGAGUGCGAAAGCAGAGGAGAGACUGCUAAACAUGGACUUUGUGACAGCCAAAGCUCGAGAGCUUAGUCACAGACUGGAGAGGUCAGAGGAUCGGCUUCUAUCCAGGAACAUGGACAAGUCUAUCACCCACCAGGCCAUUAUGCAGCUUUCUGAGGAAGUCGGCACACUGAAAAACGAAAUAAUCCCCCUGAAAAAGAAGCUGGAGCCGUACAUGGACCUGAGCCCUAGCCCAUCUCUUGCACAAGUGAAGAUAGAAGAAGCAAAAAGAGAACUAGUUGCGCUUGAUUCCAAAUUGGAGACGAAGGUGGAUUUUAAGUGAUGUUAUAUGUUGAAAUGUACUUUUCUGUAAAAUAAAAUUUUUGCCUUCUU